Molecule: messenger RNA, 1561 nt
Organism: Caenorhabditis angaria
Lineage: Eukaryota; Metazoa; Nematoda; Chromadorea; Rhabditida; Rhabditidae
Source: the annotation of a GenBank genome assembly
AUGCGAAUUUUUACGAUAGCCUGGAUUUGCUUGGUUUUUGGUGUGAAGUUUUCGGAAUCGACGAAAAUUGAUGUGGAUUUGAUCAAUGAGACGAUUCGAAGUCUUUUGCAUUUUGGAAAUUCUGGACCAAGUGGGUUUAUUUUGAGGAUCAUUUUAGUUAGCUUGAGAUUCAAAUUCUCGGAAAAAAUCAGAUAUUUUUCGAAUGAUUUUUUUCGCAAAGUCAAAUUUUUUGUAAAAAGUUCGGGAUCUUCUCAAACUUCGAAUCCCAAUUUCAAAAAUUCAGAUGAUACCGUUUCUGUUCGCCGCCCUCCCCAUGUUCUCUCAAACUACAUGAAAAAUCUCUACCAAAUAUUUGUCGACGAAGAUGCAAACGAUGAUGGAAAUCUGGUUCGAGCCAUUGAACCAUCAGUCGGAAAACUGGAAAAUCAAGAAGUGCUCGUGUUCGAUAUUGAAGGAUUUGAUAGAAAUGAGGCAAUUAUGAGAGCCGAAUUGCAUUUUUAUUUGAGACGUCAUGAUUCGUUUGCAAGACAUCGAUCAAGGCAAAUUCGAGCCAAAUCAAAAUGUUUGAAUGAAUAUUGUAGAGAACAAUCUUUGCGUCAAAUUCGAAGCGAUGAUGAGGAAUUCAAAGUAGUUUGGGAUGCGACAAGAAUUGUUUUUGAUUCUUAUCAUCUUGAUACCAAACAAGCCGUUUUCAGAGUAAGCGAUCAGAUUUUUUUAUUUGGGAUGAUAAGUUCAAACCAAAAUUCAAAAGCUCUAAUUUCAGAUUUCCCGAGAACACUCAAAAAUGCGUCCAUAUUCUGAAAUGGUCCGCCGAUCGACACCAUUCCUUUUGAUUUAUUCCAAAGUCAAUCAUACGCUUGAUAUAAAUACAGUACUCUCGCAAGCUGAACAAACAAAAAGAAAACGAAGAGAUCUUGGAAGAGAGGAUAUUCGACAAUAUUAUUCGUAUACUUCAAUUGCUUUAGAUGAGGAUUUGAAACCUGCGGAAAAGAAAUCAAAAAAUCGUGUUAAAUAUUCGGAUGAAAGUGUUUCUUCUGAAGAUGUUUGGCAAGGUUUUGGGGAAGAAACAUCUUUUGAAGAAAGGGAAAGAAAAGCGAAUGAGGAAAUGGAAAAUGAUGUUAGAGUUGUUUUGUUGAAAAAUAAGAAUGUGAGUUUUGAGAAGUCAACAAUUCAAAAAAUUCUAUAAAAGCUAUAUUAAAAUGGAAUGAAAAUAAAACUCUUCUGAAAAAAACAAGAUUUUUCUUCUGAAAAUUUUCAAAUUCUAUUAUUCCAGCGUUGUCACAAACAAGGAACUCUUGUUUCUCUCAAAUAUUUCGGAUGGGAUCAAUACAUCAUUCAACCAAAAACCAUUGAAACCUCAUUCUGUCAAGGAAAAUGCACAAAACCUCUCAGCAACAAAGCCUCAAAUCAUGCAAUGCUUCAAUCGAUUUUUGCAGUUGAGCCGAUUUGUUGUGCUCCAACAAAUUUGAAGAGUCUCAAUAUUUUAUAUCGCGACGAAAAAGGUCGAACAACACUUCGAAAUUACGCCAAAAUGUUGAUCGGUGCUUGUUCUUGCUUAUAA